AUGAAAGGGGAAUUGCACUGCAAUGAAUUAAUAAAAAUUCUUCUUUUCUUCUUCUUCUUCUUUUCCUUCUUCUUCUUCUUCUUUUUCUUCUUCUUUUUCUUUUUUUCUUCUUGGUUUUCUUCUUCUUCUUCUUUUUCUUCUUCUUCUUUUUCUUCUUUUACUUUUUCUUUUCUUUUUCUUCUUCGGCUUUUCUUUUCUUCUUUUCCUUCUUCUUCUUCUUCUUUUUCUUCUUUUCUUUUUUUUCUUCUUGGUUUUCUUCUUCUUCUUUUUUUCUUCUUCUUUUCUUCUUUUACUUUUCUUUUCUUUUUCUUCUUCGGCUUUUCUUUUUCUUCUUUUCCUUCUUCUUCUUCUUCUUUUUCUUCUUCUUUUUCUUUUUUUCUUCUUGGUUUUCUUCUUCUUCUUCUUUUUCUUCUUCUUCUUUUUCUUCUUUUACUUUUUCUUUUCUUUUUCUUCUUCGGCUUUUCUUUUUCUUCUUUUCCUUCUUCUUCUUCUUCUUUUUCUUCUUCUUUUUCUUUUUUUCUUCUUGGUUUUCUUCUUCUUCUUCUUUUUCUUCUUCUUCUUUUUCUUCUUUUACUUUUCUUUUCUUUUCUUCUUCGGCUUUUCUUUUCUUCUUUUCCUUCUUCUUCUUCUUCUUUUCUUCUUCUUUUCUUUUUUUCUUCUUGGUUUCUUCUUCUUCUUCUUUCUUCUUCUUCUUUUCUUCUUUUACUUUUCUUUUCUUUUUCUUCUUCGGCUUUUCUUUUUCUUCUUCUUCUUCUUCUUCUAUAUGCUGUGUGA
Acanthosepion pharaonis is the source of this 774-nucleotide messenger RNA. Lineage: Eukaryota; Metazoa; Mollusca; Cephalopoda; Sepiida; Sepiidae. The record is from the annotation of a GenBank genome assembly.